Messenger RNA from Australozyma saopauloensis, 1884 nucleotides. It is a transcript of the gene APG7, whose product is annotated as Apg7p. The record is from RefSeq and is a predicted model, not a curated record. NCBI's taxonomy places the organism in Eukaryota, Fungi, Ascomycota, Pichiomycetes, Serinales, Metschnikowiaceae. The transcript has a single exon. Gene Ontology annotation, molecular function: Atg12 activating enzyme activity; Atg8 activating enzyme activity. The coding region runs from base 1 to 1884 and encodes 627 amino acids. Gene Ontology annotation, cellular component: phagophore assembly site; cytoplasm. Gene Ontology annotation, biological process: piecemeal microautophagy of the nucleus; autophagosome assembly; cellular response to nitrogen starvation.
AUGAAUACCUCACAAAACCUACAAUUCUCGCCUAUCCAGUCCUUUUUCGAAUCCUCCUUCUUCACAGCGCUUGCAUCCAAAAAACUCAAUGAAUUUAAGCUCGACUCAUCUCCCAAAAGCAUCAGUGCCUUUAUGACGGCAACAAAGCACUUGAACAAGUUCAACAAUCAGCCUAUCCUCAAUUUCGACUAUUCAAGCUUUGAGGAACAGACAUCAGAUGAAAGAAAUGUUCGCGUGGAUGGUGUUUUGCUCGACUUCAACACCAUUGAGGAGUUCAAGAACUUUAAUAAGCUAGAUUGUUUAAGGGAAUGGGGCCGUCAAUUGAAAACAGAGAUGGAGUCAGACAAUUGGCAUCCACAGUUUUACUUGCUAACUUACUCAGACUUGAAAAAAUACAAGUUUUAUUACUGGGUCGCUUAUCCAUUGUUGCAUUCACAAUGGGUGGUGACCAAAUCCUGUUCUAAUAAUGAAUACGAAUUGCUUAUUGAGGACUAUCUCAAAUCAAACGAGGCUUCUUUGUUACAAGUCCUGUCCAAUGACGAAUUGGUAGCUAGUGCUGAUUUUGAAUUAGGGAUGAGCGGCACAUUUGUGUAUGUUGACUCUUGUCUUGAUCCACAGUGUCGUCCACUGCUGCAAUUGAAAAAUUAUUUAUACUAUCUUGCUCUCAAAGGUUUCAAAAACAUUGAUUUGCUUGUCUAUAGAAAUGAUGGCAAAUCGCAUGGCUUCUCUUUAGAGCUAGACCAAGCCUUUGAUCCAGAAGCACCACCCAAAGUGACUGGUUGGGAAAAGACUGCGCAGCAAAAGUUGGGUCCUAAAAUGGCCGAUUUAGGAUCUUUGAUAGAUCCCAAGCAGUUGGCUGAACAAGCUGUUGAUCUAAAUUUAAGACUCAUGAAGUGGAGAUUGGCGCCUCAGCUUAACCUUGAUAUCAUCAAAGAUCAAAAAGUGCUUCUCCUUGGUGCUGGAACUCUUGGAAGCUAUGUUUCUAGGGCUCUUAUGGGUUGGGGCGUACGGAAAAUUACAUUUGUGGACAGUGGAAGAGUGUCCUACUCAAACCCGGUGAGACAACCACUAUUCAAUUUCCAGGAUUGUUACAGCGAUUCCAAUAAAGGCAGAUUGAAAGCAGAAAGAGCUAGCGAGGCCCUCAAAGAAGUAUUUCCAGGGGUUCAUUCCGAGGGCUUUCACCUUGAGGUACCAAUGAUUGGCCAUCCUGUGAGUGAUAGUGCAGAAGACAGCACGAAGAGAAGUUUCGAGAAGUUGAGAGACUUAUUCCAUGAACAUGAUGUCAUUUUCUUACUCAUGGAUUCUCGCGAGUCCAGAUGGCUUCCUACAGUCAUGGGCGUUGCAAUGAACAAGAUUGUUGUUAACGCGGCGCUUGGUUUUGACAGUUACCUUGUUCUUCGACACAGUCCAAAGGACUCACCUAAUCGCUUGGGUUGCUAUUUCUGCAAUGACAUUGUGGCUCCAACAGACUCGUUUGGUGAUUUGUCUCUAGAUCAAAUGUGCACAGUCACAAGACCUGGAGGAGCAUUGAUGGCAUCAUCCCUCUCAGUUGAGCUUCUCGUGUCAAUUCUUCAGCACCCUCUCGGCGCCAACGCCCCAAUUAAUGAUCCUUCGCGGUUCGGAGAUGUUCCACAUCAAAUAAGAGGAUACUUGAGCAAUUUUAGCCAGUCAAAGCUCAGCACACCAGCUUACCCUCACUGCUCGGCAUGUUCACAACCUGUAAUUGAAGCGUUUGAAGAGGAAGGAUGGGAAUUCGUGAAGAGGUGCUUAAACAGUCCUAAAUAUUUAGAAGAAGUAUCUGGUUUGCAAAAGAUACAAGAGGAGGCAGAGAAAAUGACGGAGACUCUUAUGAGCGAUCUAGACUUGAGUGAUGAUGAUUUUUGA